Messenger RNA from Ruditapes philippinarum (Manila clam), 1035 nucleotides. RefSeq lists its product as uncharacterized. The record is from RefSeq and is a predicted model, not a curated record. The transcript has 4 exons. The coding region runs from base 1 to 717 and encodes 238 amino acids. NCBI's taxonomy places the organism in Eukaryota, Metazoa, Mollusca, Bivalvia, Venerida, Veneridae. Gene Ontology annotation, cellular component: endoplasmic reticulum.
AUGGAAAUAACCGCUCGAGAGACUGUUUCCGGUAUAGAAAAGCGGAUAUCAAAUGGAUUGACAAGUCAUACUGAUUUAAUGUCACGUGAUACCUCAGAUAAUACUUUGCCAGUUACGAACGGAUCACAGCCAUUCUUAGAACUGACAGAUCUUUCCAAAACGGACAAGAAACAUGGUGAAGUUUAUCUUGAAAGUACGCAUCCAGCAAGCCCAAUUAAAGGCCCAGUUAAAGGCCAGACUUCACGUGACGGCUAUAUGACUGAACACAGUGAAUCACAGAACCACUCUCCAACAGAUCCAAUACAACUGAUGAUCAAUGAUGCCCUGCAAGGUUUAAAUUUGGCUAUUUUCAUAUUUUACAGAGGAUUAGUUCCACAAUGUUUUGCCAUUUUAAAAACUUGUCAUGAGCUUGCAGAGCGUCUUGUUGGCAUGACGAUGAACAACACUGACAAGAUACGUACAGAAGAAAUGUUAACAGAAAUAGUCUCAGUAGCAAAGAAAAUCAACCCUCGUGUUGAUGAAGUUGUGAAUUCAAUGUAUCCCCCUCUAGAUCCUAGAUUGUUAGAAGCAAGGUGUACAGCAUUAGUUCUCUUAGUUAGUCAUUUAGUUCUGGUCACAAAACAAGCGUGUAGGUUGUCACAAAAUAUAGGCUGGAUUGACCAGUCGUUAGCAGAUGCUGAUGAUCAUUUAAAAGUAAGUACCAGCAUUGUUAAAUGAGUUAUCUUCUCUUUGGUGCUUGUCCAAAACAUAAUCACAGUCAUGUGUGAACCUUAUUAGUUGGGACAAGUUAGAUAUGUUUCCACAAUUUCAUAGAGACUAGGCUAAGCAAUAUAAGAAAUUGUUUAGCGUUUCCUUUGAAACUGAGCAAAGCUAUAUUAGUUAUUUCCCCUUUUCAAAAAGGCAAAGACUUAUCUUUCUUGAUACUAUGUAAUUUAAGUGUUAAUAAUGUUAUUAUGCCAUAUAUGGUGUAAGGUGUAUAUUAUUAAAGGCAGAAAGUCACUAUGUAGGUAUGAUUUACUAGGAUGCAGCCCAAAC